CAGCGAGUGAUUCAAACGCGCGUCUGCAGCAGCAACUGAAGGUCAGAGAGACAGACAGCACUGAUACCGGUACAUUAUCUGCAGUGAUAUUCAGGGCUUGUGAUGCCGCCUCCUAUUGGACCGCCGGCCGUGCCGCCUCCAGACGGUGGGUGGGGCUGGGCUGUGGUGGGCGGAGCCUUCAUCUCCAUCGGAUUCUCGUACGCCUUCCCGAAAGCCACAACCGUGUUUUUUAAAGACAUUCAGAGGAUCUUCAAUGCCUCGUACAGUCAGGUGGCUUGGAUCUCCUCCAUUAUGUUAGCAGUCAUGUAUGCUGGAGGUCCAAUCAGCAGUAUUCUUGUGAACACAUACGGCUGUCGUCCCAUCAUGAUUUUGGGUGGGUUUCUGUGUGCGAUCGGAAUGAUCAGCGCUUCUUUCUGUAACAACGUUGUGCAGCUAUACAUCUGUAUUGGUGUAAUUGGGGGUUUCGGUCUCGCCUUCAACCUGCAGCCAGCGUUAACAAUGAUCGGGAGAUACUUCUACAAGAAACGGCCCAUCGCUAACGGCUUCGCCAUGGCCGGCAGUCCAGUGUUCCUCAGCACGCUCGCGCCGCUCAACCAGUACCUCAUCAAUGAUUUUGGAUGGAGGGGAAGCUUCCUCAUCCUCGGAGGUCUUCUGCUCAACUGCUGUGUGGCCGGAGCUCUCAUGAGACCGCUGGAAGCUCCUCCAAACCAGACCAAGAAAGACGAAGAGAAACCUGCGGCUGUGGCUUCCAAAACGGAAAAGACCAGUGCUUGGCAGACCGUCAACAAAUACCUAGACUUGUCGCUCUUCAAACACCGCGGGUUCCUCAUCUACUUGUCAGGAAACGUCAUUAUGUUCGUCGGUUUUUUUGCACCAAUUGUUUUUCUUUCUCCAUUCGCCAAAGACAGUGGCGUUGACGAGUAUCGAGCAGCGUUUCUUCUCUCCAUCCUGGCGUUCGUGGAUAUGUUCGCCCGGCCGUCCAUGGGACUGCUGGCCAACUCGCGAUGGAUCCGUCCAAAGAUCCAGUAUUUCUUCAGUUUCGCCGUGCUGUAUAAUGGUGUGUGUCACGUCUUGUGUCCGCUGGUGGAGAGCUACACCGGUAUGGUGGUGUACGCCGUGUUCUUUGGCUUUGCAUUCGGGAUGGUGAGUGCCGUUCUGUUUGAGACACUCAUGGAUCUGGUGGGCGCUCAGAGGUUCUCCAGCGCUGUGGGUCUCACCACUAUUGUGGAGUGUGGUCCAGUGCUCAUCGGACCUCCUCUGGCAGGGAAGUUAGUGGACAUCACCAAGAACUUCAAGUACAUGUACCUGUGCUGUGGAUCUGUGGUGAUAUUCGCCAGUAUCUGGCUCUUCAUCGGCAACUUCAUCAACUACAGACUGCUGGAGCAGGAACGCAAGAGAGACGAGAUGUACAAACAGACUGAGGACCAGGACCAGGACCAGGACCAGGACCAGACCGAGACCAACGCAGAUGCUGAUGAUGAAACGUCACAGCAGCUCUGUGAAAAUAAAGAUGGCGUCAUGCAGCGAGAAACAAACAUUUAAACGUCUCUCUGAUCCACUAUAACAAAAUAUUUUUAUUGAAGAUACUGCCAAAGUUAAUAAAAAUGACAACCAUCUCUGAUGUUAUACGUAAAGUUUGAAAGACACACACCUGUGUUAAUGUUAAUGAAGAGCGAAGACGUGAAAUGUUACAGAUUACUGACUGAAUGAGCAUGAGGGAAUCUCAUGAAACCUGUCAAAUCAAAAGAAAUGAUUUUUGGCAUUGUGACAUUAUUUUCAAGACAUAUAAAGACAUUUUCCCCUCAAUUCUCAUUACUGUAACUGCAUUACAAAAAACUGUAAUGUAAAAAAUUACAAAAAACAAAAGAGGUAAAAUGUGUAUGGCAU
Myxocyprinus asiaticus (Chinese sucker) is the source of this 1887-nucleotide messenger RNA. Its product is annotated as monocarboxylate transporter 2-like. Gene Ontology annotation, molecular function: monocarboxylic acid transmembrane transporter activity. Gene Ontology annotation, cellular component: membrane. The record is from RefSeq and is a predicted model, not a curated record. The coding region runs from base 103 to 1542 and encodes 479 amino acids. NCBI's taxonomy places the organism in Eukaryota, Metazoa, Chordata, Actinopteri, Cypriniformes, Catostomidae. The transcript has 5 exons. Gene Ontology annotation, biological process: monocarboxylic acid transport; transmembrane transport.